Molecule: messenger RNA, 1259 nt
Organism: Delphinapterus leucas (beluga whale)
Lineage: Eukaryota; Metazoa; Chordata; Mammalia; Artiodactyla; Monodontidae
Source: RefSeq, a predicted model, not a curated record
AUGGCGAUGGUAAUGCUGGGGAUCUGGAGGCCAGGCCUCCCUGCUAGUGUCUGGGGCCUCCCAACUAAGCCUGUGGUCUGGCCUGCCCCGAGACGGGAAGGGCUGGGGGGCAAACCAGCACUCAGGCGGCCAGACCCCCAACGCCACCCACCGACGGUGGGGCUCGGGCCUCACCACCCUCCGCCUCUCUCCCUGCAGGGGGAGUUGCUGAGCCCGUGCCGCUGCGACGGCUCGGUCAAGUGCACGCACCAGCCUUGCCUCAUCAAGUGGAUCAGCGAGCGGGGCUGCUGGAGCUGCGAGCUGUGCUACUACAAGUACCACGUCAUCGCCAUCAGCACAAAGAACCCUCUGCAGUGGCAGGCCAUCUCUCUGACAGUCAUUGAGAAGGUUCAGAUCGCAGCUGCCAUCCUGGGUUCCCUCUUCCUCAUCGCCAGUAUCUCUUGGCUCAUCUGGUCGACCUUCAGCCCCUCAGCAAAAUGGCAGCGCCAAGACCUCCUCUUCCAGAUCUGCUACGGGAUGUAUGGAUUCAUGGAUGUGGUGUGCAUAGGCCUCAUCAUCCAUGAGGGACCCUCCGUGUACCGCAUCUUUAAACGGUGGCAGGCUGUCAACCAGCAAUGGAAAGUGCUGAACUAUGACAAGACGAAAGACCUGGAGGAUCAAAAGGCAGGAGGCAGGACCAACGCCCGGAUGUCCUCGUCCACCCAGGCCAACGCGCCCCCCUCCGGAGAGGAGGCUGUGGGCACCCCUGCCCCUGAGGAAGGCCCUGCCCGGGCGGCCAGCCACCCCUCAGGCCCUCUGUCCGAUCACCACUGUGCUUACACCAUCCUGCACAUCUUGAGUCACUUAAGACCUCAUGAACAGCGGACCCCCCAGGGCGGCAGCCGAGAGCUGGUCAUGAGGGUCACGACGGUGUGAGAGGAGAGACCUGGGAGGGAGCUGUGACCACACAUGCACGCACGAGAGCGAGGAGAGCAGGGGCCGGGGAGGGCCGCCCCUGACAGGACGCCAUCUGGGGAGCAGGUGUGGGGAGGCAUGGAGGCACCCCAGGGGCCAGAGGGCAGGCGGUGGGGGGUGGGUGCCUUGAGGGGCCUGGGGGCAGGACUGGAGCUGGAGGGAGGCUGGCGCUGUGAGCGGUUUCCUGAUUUCCAACCGGUCAAUACCAUUCUCCAACAAGCACGAGGAAAACCAAUACAAACUCAGCGACGAAGUGCAAUACAUACUGAGCCUAACAAAACACAACAACAGAGGCACCCAGAUGU